Molecule: messenger RNA, 729 nt
Organism: Cantharellus anzutake
Lineage: Eukaryota; Fungi; Basidiomycota; Agaricomycetes; Cantharellales; Hydnaceae
Exons: 1
Coding region: 164-652 (162 amino acids)
Source: RefSeq, a predicted model, not a curated record
AUGAGUCCUAGAGCCGAGCCCCAACUGCCCGUCUCGUCACUCAGAAUCCCCAAGACCCAGCCUGCUCCGAAUUCUAGCACGGGUCUGUCGAGCGAGUCGCGACCGUCUUGCUCCACCUUUCACGUAGCGAGCACCAAACAUUUCCACGAACAGUUCCUCCAGCAUGGAUACCAUAAACCAACAGUUUUCCUACAUUGCUUAUCAACCAACCCCAACCCAAAGAAAAAAUUAUACUUACCGCGAAUACAUCGUACGAACCACACUCGCCCAGAACAACCUCGAGCACUCGAGCAGCGGAACUGGUUGUGGUAGGUCCAAUAGUGCCUCUUCACUAGACCUUACAUCGUGGAGUAGAUUCGAAUCCCCAGACAUAGUUACCUUGAACGAGAAACAAAACAUAAAUGAUAUGACUGCAGCAAUGGAAUGGGGACCUACCAUAUCCAGUGCGUCCGACUUGCCGCGGCGCAGGCCGAACUGGACCAAUGAUAACGUGUGGUCCCGAAAACGAUCAAUGCGAAGGCUACAGUUCGGCAUCCUGUCUCGAGUGACCCCCAGUAUAAGAGACCGGUGUCGCACCGCAUUGUUGUCCUUGAGACGCACAACAGACGUAAUGUUUGCAUGCGGCCCAUGUGCACUUGCCUUCAGGUUGUGAAUGCACGUAUAUGCGGAGGAGGUUGUGUAAGCCCUUGAAGGUAUAUGGGCCGCUGGAUCAAACAUGCCUACACGAGU